Messenger RNA from Columba livia (rock pigeon), 735 nucleotides. Its product is annotated as ankyrin repeat domain-containing protein 7-like. Gene Ontology annotation, molecular function: protein binding. The transcript has 4 exons. NCBI's taxonomy places the organism in Eukaryota, Metazoa, Chordata, Aves, Columbiformes, Columbidae. The record is from RefSeq and is a predicted model, not a curated record. Bases 1 to 606 code for a protein of 201 amino acids.
AUGCGCCACUCUGCCCUGCUCUGCCAGCCUGCCCCCUGUAGUGACCCUUCUGUGGAGCUCCGCAGGCCUUCAUGCAAGCAGAGACGGCUUGCACCGCCAGAGGCUCCAGGCUGCCAAGGCGCCGUAUCCUUUGCUGUGCUGGGUGGCCGGGCAGGCCUGGCUGGAGGCAGCGACCAGUGCCUGGGCACGGGAGUCCGUUUGUGCAGGACGCCUCUGCAUCUUGCUUGUGCGAACGGCCACGCAGAUGUCGUUCACUUUCUGGCAGGAAAGAAGUGCAAGCUGAACCCUCGUGGCAUGUAUAAGAAAACACCACUGAUGCUGGCAGUACAGCACCAGCACAAGGACUGCGUGACCGCUCUGCUGGAGCACGGUGCCGACGCCGACCGCAAAGGUGCCGGCGGCAACACUGCCCUUCACAUGGCUGCCCUCAUGCCCAGCAAAGCGAUGGUGGAGCUCUUGCUCGAGCACAAUGCCCAGAUUGAUGCUCGGAAUGACUUAGGAUACACUCCGCUUGCCGUCGCGAUCAUCGAGCGCCGUGAAGAGAUGGUCGAGUUCCUCCUUGAAAAGGGAGCCGACGUGAACGCUCGAGAUAUUCAUCAAAGGUGAAGUUUUGUCAAAAGCGUGCGUGGGACUGCUGAGCGUUGUUCAGAUGGGCUGGAUGGGAGCCAUAGGAAUGAGCUUUGGAAAAGAACCAGGAGCUGCCCAGAAGGAGCUCCUUCUGUGCCCCUUGUGAAA